UAUGUGUAUUAACACAGGACACAGGUGCAGGUUUGAUACAUACGCGCGUAUACAUUGUACAUGCAGAUGUACAUGCAUGCACGUGUGUAAGCAUGCCGCAGUAUGUAUGUAUAUGCAACAUGCUGCAUACGUAUAUAUAAGCGUAUGCAUGUGGGUACAUGGCGAUGAAGCGCAGACAGCAGGAUCGAUAAAAGAGGAUGAUCGUGACGACGGGGUGCGUGGGGUAUGGUAAAGGAAAGGAGAAUAACGAACAAGCAGAAGAAGGGAAGUAAGUAAAUGACGUGCGUGAUGGGUGCGAUUGGUUGGGAGCGAUUGUGAGGUUGUGAGGUUGUCGGGUUCAGGGUUCAGGUACGGGGUGGUGAGUCGUGCCGUGUCGUGACUCGUGAGUGUGAGUGGCAAGUGCGAAGGGUGGGUGGAACGGGCGCGGGCGGAGUGGGCGGCGGUGGUUAGGCGGUGAGCAUAAAGAGGAUAGGAUAAUACCGGUUGCGGUGCGCGACCUCCGCGGUAUCUUCAAGUUCGCCGCUUUAAUACCGGCAGAUCUAUAAUGUAGUGAUGCCGAAGAAAAAUACGAGGCAUGCGAGAGAGUUGGGGUUAACGAGAAGUUCUCAUCAUCGAACCAAUAAUUCUGGCGUCGUGCCGGAACAGGAAACGAGACACUUUCGCAGCGUUCGUAUUGGUCUUACCAACGGCAAACGUUGGCUAUCUCUUAAAAAGCGUCUGGGUCUGUCAACGGAUGAAGAUGUUGCUGUUUAUUUGCUCGAUCUGGCAGAGUCCGCUUCUAGACACAGCAGCAAACGGAAUGGAGAAGAGGAGGUUGAGACGAAUAGAAUUAAGAAAAACAAAAUGCAAAUGGCCUCGACUGAUUUAUCGGUAGAAGAUUCGGGAGAAUAUCUUCGACGGAGUUUGAGGAAACAAAGCAGUAUUGUUAUUACUGAACAUGAAACUUCUGUGAUCGCGGAACCACCCAGAUUAUCCAAAGAAGUGGAGAUAUAUAAUAGAUGCGAUCCACGAUCCAAACAUCACAAGAACAAAGUUAAACAUCGUAAGGACAAACGAAAAAAGAAACGCCAUCUAAAAACUGUUGAUGCGAUUGUACCUAUAGAAUCUACAAAAUCCCUGAUAAGGGAUACAACGUUGGAGGACAAGCAACAACUUCCUGCGAAGGGAGAUACUUAUGGGCUACCGCAGAAACACGAAGUCAAGUCGAACACAGAAAACAGCAGUUGCAAGACUGCUAGUGAAGAUGAAACUAUCGCAUCGAAGACUGAACAAAUAGAUAGUAUAGAAUAUAUAGAUAAUGUUAGUACGAAGAAAGAUACAUUUUAUUCUAACAUCGGAGAUGUCGAUGUGAAAAAUAUAGCGUCUAUAAAUGGGAAAAAUGAAACGUCGAAAUCAAAUGGUUCAACGAUAUUGUCUGCUGUUAAAAAUAAUUUCAGCAAGUCGGAAACACUAGUGGACAGAGUAUUAGACAAAUUGAAUGCAACCGGUGUUGUACCACCUGUACAGUUAGAACAGGAGAAAUAUGUUUCAAAUAUCGAUACUUUUGGUUGUGCUAGCGACAGCGAGAAAGGCGAUGCAGUCACUGACAUUGCUGCAUUGAAUGUAAACUUUGUCGAAGUGGAUGUAACGGACGUUCGUAAAUUGAAAAGAAGACGGAAACGAUUGAAAUAUGGUAUGCACGGAGAAGAAGAUGAAAAUAUGAAGGGGGAUUCAUCGGAAGAUUUCAUAGAGGAUUCUGUGCAUAAGCACAAAAGGAAAAGGCAUAAACAUACCAGCGAACACAGGAAUCGCAAACAUCAUGAUGUUCGGAAAGCGCCGCAAGACGGACUAAUCGUACAAGACGAUAAAGAUACUAGUCCUGUAAUCGACGAUGUAUCGUCGGUUAUUGUAGGCACGAGGCCGGAAACCGAAGGGAAUUUCGAACAUUUAAUGUCCGAGCCACAGAGGCUUGCUAUUAGGAUAAAACUUUGUCAGGAAUGUAACAAUCGUCACUUGCAAGAUGCCUGCCCAUUGACAACCCCGCAGUUCGCGAUUCCAGAUUCCAUAUCGCUAGAGGAUUGGUUAAACGAGCAUAAGGAAAAUCCAGAAAUAUUGAAAGCCAUAAACUGUGACGAUCCCAUGUCCGAUGGAUAUGGGCUAACAACCGAGGAUAAUAUCGAAUCAGACGACGAUUCAUCAUCGACGGAUCAUUGUAAAACAAAAGUGAAGACACAAAAGGAAGAGAAACGGUUGAUGGUAGACAACGAUCGACCGUUAUAUGCCCGAGACUCGUUGCCCGAUUGCUUUGAAUUAAGGGUUGCUAAUUCGGAUCAUGGACUCGGAAUAUAUGCCAAAAGUUCUGUUCCUAUGCACGUGAAAUUGGGGCCUCUUGUAGGACGACCAGUUAGGGAAAUGGACAUCCCUGACGAUUUUUCCAUGCGGCAUAUCUGGGAGAUAGAUAACAAUGGUAAAACUUCUUACGUCAGUACUACCAAUCCGCUACAAAGUAAUUGGAUCCGUUACAUUAGACCGGCAGAGACAAAGGAAGAAAGGAGUGUUGCUGUAAUUACAAAGCAAGGAGAAUUACAUCUAGUUACAACUCAAAAUAUUGUAUCGGGAAUGGAGCUAACAUAUUGGGCGGAUUCGCAAUCUUCGGCUUGGACAAGAAAAAAUAAAGUAGACAAAACGAAUUGUGGAGGUUGCAAUUUGAAUUUCACCCAUCCGAUAUAUUAUCGUUUGCACUGUUGCAUCUUCCAUGACACAAAUUAUAGUUUGACGAUAAGAAAAUAUCAUUGUAAGGUAUGCGGAGCUGCUGUAUUAGGUAAAGACAAUAUCAUGAAACAUGCGGCAGAACUGCACGGAGGUCAAGGUGCAUAUCAGUGUCAGUAUUGUAAAAAGUUCUUCUUACGUCUGAAUUAUCUCGAGAUGCAUCGAACGUAUGGAUGUGCGCAAAAUCCUCAACGUUCAAGGCCGUUGUGCGAUUUUUGUGGACGUAAAUUUUGUCAACCGCAAAAGCUCAAAGUGCACAUCAAACGAAUGCAUAGCGAUAUGUCCGAGGUCCUGCGCGAGUUUCAGUGUAAGCUUUGUUUAAAACUUUUGGGAUCACGUGCCGCUCUUCAGCGUCACAUGAAAGAAGUUCAUCACAAGGACGUGGUUGGUGCUGCGACUUGCGACAGAUGCGGCAAAAUGUUUCAAAACAAAAGUAAUUUGAAGAUACACAUGCUAACACACAGCGGCGUAAAACCGUUCAAGUGUAAAGAAAAUGGCUGCAAGGCCGCUUUCACUACAAAGCAAUGCUUACAAUUUCAUUACAAGAAGGUACAUGGUCUCACAGAAGAAAUGAUGCCAAAGAUUGAACGAUCCGUGGCGUACACUUUCGACGCGUACAGCGGUGGGCUCGUGGAAGACGUUGGUCGUGGCAAAACUCCUCGACCCAGCAGGAAAGUCCAGCAGGAUAACAACAACAGUUUAACGUCGUUGAACAAGGGUAGCUUCGAAGACAGCUUGCGGGUUGAAGCGCCAAGUAAUUUCACGCAUUCGAAUAUAAUCGAGUUUGGAACGAAUCCUACAGGCAAGUACAAAGUGGAACAUAAUUCGCGCGUUUUAAUAUCGCCACCGUCGUCACCGUCACCGUCGCCGUCGUCAGCGUUGACGUCGCAGCUGCAGCCACCAUCACCAACACAGCCGCCACCGCCACCCUCACCGCCACCACUGCCACCGCCACCACCACCGCCGCCACCACCACCACCACCACCACCACCACCACCACCACCACAACCACCACCGUUAAUGCUAACGGCUCUAGAUUCGGCAAUGGAAAAUGUUCGUAUAGAGGCAGAUAUAUACGGUGUUUCAAGAUUACAGAGUAAAGGCAGUAAAAAGUGGCUAGGUGAAUUCAAUCCAUCGAUUACGUUGAAUGUAAAUGCAACGUCGCACGCGACGACGAUUCCGCGUUUUUCGACGUCGGGCGUCGUUGUUGGAAACGCUUACGAGUUUGAGGACGCCAGAAAGGAAAUCGAAGAGAAAACUGCAUUGUCGACUGUAUCGGGUGCAGGAAGAAUGCAGAGCGUUAUGGAAAACAAGUUGGGGCUUAGCGUUUACAGAAGAACCGAGAGCGCGAAUGCUAGUUUGCUAGUCGAAGCUGCUCUUGACGCUGCCGAGAGAGAUAUAGGCGCCGUAUCUAGUCCGAUAUUGGAAGACAACGAUCGCGAUACCAAUCUUUAUUCGAUCUCCAGUCAGUUGCAGUCUCCGUUACCUCAAAGGUCGCCGAGUCAUUUGGAUUCUUACAUUCAACAACAGGAGGAAUUGAUGUCUCCGGCACCUACACCGGACAAUCGGAGUACUCCCCCUACUCAUUUACACGUCGAUUACCAACUCCAUCGAUCGAUCGAUUACAUCGGGACACCUAGAACGCACAAUAUCGAUCAGUAUUUGCAUCACGAAGAUAUACCGCGCGUUUCUUCCCCCAACACUUAUGUUCACAUGCAGCAGGACAAUGUAGUGUCACCGUCGGCAACGCCGAAUUCACGAUAUCAAGAUGUCCAUCACCAUCACCAUCAUCACCAUCAUCACCAUCAUCAUCCAGCGUCUACCGACAAUUUGUCGAGCGACGAGGGUGAUACCGUAGCGCAAAACCUCAGCCUCUCUGUCAAAGAGAAAACGAUGCAACUGGGUCUGUCGACAUCUUACAAAUACGAUGCCAUCGAUGAAACCUUUCCUAGGGAAAGAUCAAGUUUCGAGCCUCUUGUUCUAAAUGGUGGAGAACUUCAGGGUUUGGAUAUGACCGCGAGAGGAUUUCACCACGGUUUCAGUGUACAGAUACAAAAUACUGCACGGUAUCACCAUCACCAUCAUUUGUACGAGAUUACGGAAAGACAAACUGUCGAUCUCAGUAGAACGGGCAGCUAUUCGAUCUCGCCUCAGCCUCUCUCGACUCCUUCUCAGUCGACCGUUGCAGCGUCCGUAACGGUAGCAGGACCACCGUCGAUCUCGUCUUCCGUUUCUUCUUCUGCGCCGCAAUUGCAAUCACAAUCGGAAUUAUCGUCGCAACCGUCGCCAUCGUCGUCUCUGACAUCGGUAUCAAUACCGAUUCCGGUAUCGGAGUCUGUAUCGGCGUCGGUAUCCGCAAUGGCAUCGGGAUCGGUAUCGACAUCUGGAUCCGCGUCCGUGUCUGCAUCUACAUCCGCAUCAGAUUCAUCCGUAUCGAAUUCGGUACCACCGCCGCCUCCACAGCUAUCGUCGUCACCGCCGCUACCACCGCCACCUCCGCCACCGCCGCCGUAUCCUCAUAACGAUAUACUGAGGAUUGCGAGUUUAGAUCUUACUCCUGGUGGUAGGCACACCGUUGAUCUCGCCUUAUCGAGAGGUCAUCAUCUGCACGGAUCUGAAGCGCGCGUCAUCACGAGUCCGCAAUCGACUGGCUCCGGUGCUCAGCAUGUUGUAGCUGAUCCGGCGGAUGGUCGAAUUUUGUCUUCCCCACCGCCGCCGCCGCCGCCACCUUUGUCAGGCUACAAUCCGAAUUAUCCUGUAAGUCCGACACCGUAUCAUCCACCUAGACCAGCAUACCAUCAUUACACCGGCUAUUAUUGAUUUAUAAUCGAUUAUUUCGUAUUCGGCUGAUUCGCCAAGUUGGCUAGUUGGAUCGAUAUUAUUAUGUAUUAUAUUAUAGUUCUUUUCAGUAUUCUCUCAUCAAAGAUUGACAUUUUCAAACUUUACCGAACGAAUGUUUGCUGUCCGAACGUGUUACUUGUGCCAGCAAUCGAUGCGAUCAUUAGAUAGAAAUUAAAAUGUUGUCGUUUCGCAAUGUUACGCUAUUUCGCAAUUGAACGUUUAGUUUCAGUUUAACUCAGCUUGGCGUAACUCAGCCUAGCUCGGCUCGAGCUAUUUUGCUAAACAUAAAUAAUUAUUAUACGCUGUAAGGGUAUCGAUGAUCGUUUUUAAUUGGACACGUUGGGACAAAGGUGAUAGCGACUAAUUACAGAAUAUUGUGAUUCGAUUGCAUUUUUAGUCGCAUGUACUUGUAGAGUUUUAAACACCGAAGAUUUUAUUUUAGAAGCGACAAUGACGAAUAUCGAUCAAAGUCUCUCUACCUUUCGAGCAAAAGUACAAGUUUGGAUUAGAGAGGCGCACAAAUGUAAUAAAUGCAGCGACGUAAACUCGUUGAAUUAACAAAGACAUUUUAAAAAUUUUCUACGAUCAAAGUAGUCGACUGAUAGGACACGAUCGUCGUAAAAGUAUACAUAUAGCGAAAUGUGACAUGUAUUUAUUAUUUUUCAAACGGACAUUAUUUUUUUAAGAUACGUGAUAAAUUAAGAACAAAAUCGUAGAAGGAACGUUUGUUCCAUGAGACCCGCGGAUCAAAGAAAUUAUGUACUACUAUUUCGAGUAUCUAGCCUUUAAAUCACAUAUUCGUAUUACACAAACUUCUCCUGAACAGUGCAAAAUUUAACGAGAUGAUUAUACUACAUGUUUCUAAAAGGCGAUAAUAAGAUUCUUCGUCGGUGAUCGUUGCGAGAUUUGCGAGACGAUAGUGCGAAAUCUUUGCUACGCAAGGGAACGUUUGCAUGUUUCCUAUUUAUCGACAUGUCUGCUUUCGUGUUUUUUGGUAUUGCUGCAUACAACGUACGUAGUUCUUUUUUUUUAUAUGAUCGUUGCCCAUUGCAGCAUUUCCGUUAAUUGCAUCACCAUCGACAAACUGUUCGUCUCUUGAUUCGAUUCGAAAGAGUUUUCUGUUUUGUCGUUUAUUUUUCUGCCUCGAACGAUCGUUUCAAUCGUUCGAGGCAGUUUAAGAAUUCGCUAAAUAAACUGAGCGAGUUGCCUAAUUUAGCGCUGUAAGCUGUAAGUAUGUCCAUCACGCAUAGCGAUAAAAAAUUUUAAACGUUCGUUUUUAUUCUAGUCAUGGUACGCACCUAUAUAAGCAUCAAUAUUAUUAUCUAUAGUUACAUGAAUUGUAUCCCGGGGAUUGCAAAUGAGCUACGCAUUUUGUAAUGUACGUACAAGCCAGUACAUUGAGUCAUGAUAUUUUUUCAUGUUUAAACUGUAGAUGAGAACAUUAAAUACAUAUGUGAUUGUAUUAUACUAAAAUAUCAAAUAAGACUGUAUCUCAGUUGCAAUGUUCGUAGCGAAAUGCAGGCGAGUAGCUUCCAAAUGAUCGAGUAUUAAUUAUUUGUUAAGUGUUUUUUCGAACCAAAGAUUACGAAAUCAUGGAACUUUUGUGCCAAAUUGAUCAGACAUUAAGUGCACACUGUAUGCGAAAUAAUGGAACUUGAUAAUUAUUUUUUUGUUAUUUAAACAUAUUCGUAGCAUUUACGAUACGUAGGCACAUAGAUGCACGGUUGUGUGUACGUACGUACGUAUGUAUGUAUUUAUGUAUGCAUGAAUGUAUGUACACAUGUAUGUGUGUAUGUAUGUAUGUAUGUAUGUACAUAUGUUGAUAUGUUUUCGUAAGUAAGCGAAGUAUACGUGUAUAUGUAUCGUUUGAGUUUUACAAUUUUACAAUAGUAACGCAACGAGUUUUUAAGUUUUUAACCAAGUGUAUAUAUACAACAUAUUCGUUGUAUUUUUAGCAUAAUACCAACGUCGAAAAGAAAUUGUCAAAACGGCCAUCAGGUGAAUCAAUUUUUGCAGUUAUUUAUCCGUAGGUAUGUCAUCGGUAAUUAUCAUAACGAAGAGAAACUUCACAUUACAAUGUUUACGAGUACAAAUAUAGCACGAACAUAUUUGUAUCGACUUCAUUAACAUUAUAAACGAAAUAAAUAGAAUAUAAUAGAAAACA
Megalopta genalis is the source of this 7753-nucleotide messenger RNA. RefSeq lists its product as uncharacterized. Lineage: Eukaryota; Metazoa; Arthropoda; Insecta; Hymenoptera; Halictidae. The record is from RefSeq and is a predicted model, not a curated record. Gene Ontology annotation, molecular function: protein binding.